Molecule: messenger RNA, 2156 nt
Organism: Rubroshorea leprosula
Lineage: Eukaryota; Viridiplantae; Streptophyta; Magnoliopsida; Malvales; Dipterocarpaceae
Source: the annotation of a GenBank genome assembly
CCUCGUCGUCUUCGAUCUUCCCUCUUAAACCGCUUCACCCUCCGAAAUCUUCCUCUGUUUCCUUUCCAUAACCAAAAACCCUAGCUUCUCUCCUGCAACAAUGAACUGUUCAAUUUCCGGCGAGGUGCCGGAGGAGCCUGUGGUGUCCAAGAACUCGGGCUUACUAUUCGAGAAGCGCUUAAUUGAGAGACACAUAGCGGAUUAUGGAAAAUGCCCAGUUACUGGGGAAUCACUUACCUUGGAUGAUAUUGUCCCCAUAAAAACAGGAAAAAUUGUGAAACCGAGAUCAUUAACAGCAGCUAGUAUCCCUGGGAUGCUUGGGAUGUUCCAGAAUGAGUGGGAUGCUUUGAUGCUAUCCAAUUUUGCAUUGGAGCAACAGUUACAUGCAGCUAGACAAGAGCUAAGUCAUGCGCUUUAUCAGCAUGAUGCUGCUUGCCGUGUCAUUGCAAGACUUAAAAAGGAAAGGGAUGAAGCUAGGUCAUUCCUUGUGCAAGCGGAGAGACAGCUACCAUUGCUAGCAUCAACAGCUGUGGCAGCCAAUGCUUCUGCUCUUAGCAAUGGGAAAAGAGCUGCAGAAGAUGAGGAUUUGGGCCCUGGUGCAAAGAGAAUGCGUCCUGGGAUUUCUCAGAACAUCAUUGCUGAGCUGACUGACUGUAAUACAGCACUUUCAAAGCAACGUAAAAGUCGACAGAUAUCUCCAACAUUGGCUCCCUUGGAAGCUUUGGAGAGAUAUACCCAGGUUCAUAGUCAUCCUCUUCACAAGACAACCAAAGCUGGGAUCACUUCAAUUGAUAUCAAUUUUUCAAAGGAUAUCAUUGCCACAGGAGGGGUUGAUUCAAAUGCUGUGCUCCUUCAUCGAACUUCAGGACAGAUCAUAUCUACUCUUAGCGGUCACUCAAAGAAGGUUACAAGUGUAAAAUUUGUAGCUCAGAAUGAUUUAUUUUUAAGUGGCUCAGCAGAUAAGACUGUUCGUGUUUGGCAAGGAUCCGAAGAUGGGAACUAUGAAUGUUGCCAUGUCUUGAAGGAGCAUGCAGCAGGGGUGCAAGCUGUAACUGUUCACGCUACAAAUAACUACUUUGUGACUGCUUCCCUUGAUAGCACUUGGUGCUUCUAUGAUCUUUCAUCUGGUUCAUGCUUAGCACAGGUUGCACACCCUUCAGAUUCCCAGGGCUACACAUCUGCUGCUUUUCAUCCUGAUGGUCUCAUCCUUGGAACUGGCACCUCAGAUGCUGUUGUUAGAAUUUGGGAUGUAAAAAGUCAGGGAAAUGUUGCAAACUUUGAUGGACACACUGGUGCAGUAUCUGCUAUAUCUUUUUCAGAAAACGGUUACUUCCUUGCGACUGCAGCUCAUGAUGGUGUCAAACUGUGGGAUCUGCGUAAAUUGAAGAACUUCCGAUCAUUUGAGUUGUAUGAUUCAAAUACUCCAACAAACUCUGUGGAUUUUGAUUAUAGUGGAAGUUACCUUGCAAUUGCAGGCUCAGAUAUAAGAGUUUACCAAGUCGGCACAGUUAAAACAGAAUGGAACUGCCUAAAAACCUUACCUGAUUUGUCUGGCACAGGUAAAGUAACAUCAGUUAAAUUUGGUCCAGAUGCAAAGUACUUGGCAGUGGGAUCAAUGGAUCACAACCUCCGUAUGUUCGGCCUGUCUGAGGAUGGUGUUCCAGAAGAGUCAUAGAACGCCUUGUUUUCACCUAUAUGGGAAGCAUGUCAAGACUUGAAAGCAUUACUCCAAUUGCUGUUGAUGGCUGGCGUGGUUUAUUGGCUGCAAAGUAACAUGCCAGAAUGUAAGCUACUGUUUAAUUUUAAUUAAUGGUAUUUUCUGUGCACCUGUACUUCCAAUAAUGCUGGCAGCAAGCAGGUGUACAAUUGUUUGUUGGGCCAUUUUUGACAGCAAAUCGAGUUGGGAAGGGACGACAUUCUUCAAGCGAUGACGAAAAUAUGACCAGUCAUUAUCUAUUGGGUAUGUUGAACCUAUAAGUUUCAAGUCAGGUUCCCUUUGUUAUAAUUGGAACAUGAAUAAUUACAAUUUUCCUCUAAUGCUUAGUUAUGUAUUUUAGUAUCAGAUAGCCUUCGCAGUAGAUUUGUAUCUUGUAACUUCAUUUGCAAAUGCUUAGUUAUGCCGAUAGCUGCAUUGCGUAUAAAAUAAUAAAUGAAUA